Molecule: messenger RNA, 3279 nt
Organism: Alosa sapidissima (American shad)
Lineage: Eukaryota; Metazoa; Chordata; Actinopteri; Clupeiformes; Clupeidae
Gene: rnf34a
Product: ring finger protein 34a
Exons: 8
Coding region: 219-1400 (393 amino acids)
Biological process (GO): negative regulation of extrinsic apoptotic signaling pathway via death domain receptors; protein K48-linked ubiquitination; proteasome-mediated ubiquitin-dependent protein catabolic process
Cellular component (GO): plasma membrane; cytoplasm
Molecular function (GO): ubiquitin protein ligase activity
Source: RefSeq, a predicted model, not a curated record
AGACCAUUGGUCACCUAAACAUAGUGGCACUCCAGGGGUUGAUGUGAUUGGGUAAACGCGCAUCCAUAAUGUUUUGUUAACAUCACUGCUACAGUGAGAAGCUCCGAGGAAGACGUAACGCUAGCUCGGUUGACGUAGUGGUGGUGGCCCGUGGUGCUCUUGCAAUGAUCACCACAUCUAUUUAUCUUGGUGAUUACAACUAGCCACUGGGAGUUGAUAUGAAGGCGGGGGCCUCAUCCAUGUGGGCAUCAUGCUGUGGUCUGUUGAAUGAGGUGAUGGGCACAGGUGCGGUCCGCGGGCAGCAGACGGGCUUCGGGACUGGUGCUGGGCCCUUCCGCUUUGCUCCUAGUGCCGGAUACUCCACAUAUCCCCCUACCAGCUCAGGGAGCCCCAGCCUGGUAUGCAAGGCCUGCGGGCAGGCUUUCUCCGUCUUCAGAAGGAAGUACAUGUGCUGCGACUGCAAGAAGAGCUUCUGCUCGCUGUGCUCGGUGCUGCAGGACAACCUGCGGCGGUGCGCCACCUGCGACCUGCUCCGGGCCACUGCCUUCCAGCGGCCGCUGCUCAUGCGGCUGCGCGUCAAGGACCUGCGUCAGUACCUGCUGCUGCGCAACAUCCCCACCGACACCUGCCGCGAGAAGGAGGAUUUGGUGGACCUGGUGCUGUGCCACCAGGGCGCCGAGAGCGACGUCGAGGAGGAGGACGAGGAGCCCGACACGCCCACGCUGCAGUCGCGGCCGCUCUACGACCCGCCGCUGCCGCCACCGCCACCCUCGGUCCUGGAGCCCCCCGCAUCCACCUCCUCCCCCCAGAUCUCCCCCGUUGCCACGUCUCAGGGAGAAGCCAUCAGCAGGAGCAACAGCUCAGGGUCCACCAAUCAGGACAUAGGAGAUGCCACCUCCCUGUCUCUCCUUAACCUGGAGCCUAGUGACCACACCCCUGAGGUGAGUCCGCAGACACGCCGGCGUGCGCGGGCCUCCCUCUCGGACCUGUCCUCGCUGGAGGACGUGGAGCGGCUGUCGGUGAGGCAGCUGAAGGAGAUCCUGGUGCGCAACUUUGUCAGCUUCUCGGGCUGCUGCGAGAAGUGGGAGCUGGUGGAGCGCGUCCGCCGGCUGUACCGCGAGAACGAGGAGAACCGCAAGUCCAUGGAAAAUGUGAACAGUGCCAUCACUGCCGUGGUUGCCUACCCCCCGCCAAUCUGCAAUGGUGGAAUCGGAGAUGCUGUGCAAUCUCAGCUGGUCACUGAUGAGAACCUGUGCCGGAUCUGCAUGGACGCUGUGAUCGACUGCGUCCUCUUGGAGUGCGGACACAUGGUCACCUGCACCAAAUGCGGCAAGCGCAUGAGCGAGUGCCCGAUCUGCAGGCAGUACGUGGUGCGGGCCGUGCACGUCUUCAAGUCCUAACCCACCCUGCAUCGGACCCAAGCAUUCCUAGGGGGGGAAAACAACAUUAAUGACGACAACAACAACAAUACACUGAACGCACAAACUAAAAAAAACAAUCGCACUCGGCACAACCAUUACAUGCACACAUAAUUAAACAUGUACCAUCCAACGUCCACCGGCAGGUUUAAACUCCUGAAGCUUCAGACCCUCCUGUGGCCCUGGUGGUGAGCCUGUGGAAAGGACCUCAUCUGUCACGUGCUGAAGUGUCAUUUUUCUUCCAAAACCAAGAGGUUCUAGCCAGAGACUGAGAAGCGCCUGUCUCUCAGAAAUGGCCGCGAGACUAAGGUUUGCAGUUUGCAGUGGUGUGGCAAUGUCUUUGACAUUGUCCUCUGUGGGCUCUAGGCAAACGUUCAGAAGAAGGGAAGAGCUUACCUGCUCCAGGGGGGAGGUGUGUGCGUUUUUAUAGGUGGCCUCGCAUGUGUAACACUGUGUUAACUCUGCUAACGUUGGGGCUAGUCGUGAAACGUCUCUUACUCUGUUGUGUUUGUCCAUGAAACAGCGGGCAUGCAACACGUAACAUGAUUCAGGGACACCUGUUGGUUUCAAGGAUAUUCAUGCCCCAUGUAUGUGAAUUUAGGUUCUCUCUUUGGUUUCAGACUCCUAUGUUGUGUUUGUUUGUUUUUCUGUUUUCAGUUCAUCCAUUUCAUGGCAGUCUGAGUUUAAAUGCGCUGGCAGAAGAGAUGUUGACAUUGCUAUUGAUCCAGACGUUGUGUAGCCUGUUGAAUGGCCGCAGUCUGGUUUGUGGUUGUGUGGAAGGGAUGGACCAGGGAACAUUCUGGAACAUUUUUGGGAGAGGGAUCGUUUUUAGCGACGGCAUGGGUGAAGUCUAUUUGUGACGGGAUUUCGUGCCAAAUCUCUGUGUGGUAGUGCCAUUGGUGGUUUGUGUGUGUGUGUGUGUCUGUGUCUGUGUGUGCGCAGUCAUCACACACCAUUCUUGUCCAGCAUGUGUCCCAGCAGCAGUCAUUGAGCCAUCUUCUCCUUGUUGUCCCUGUCUGAAUGCUGGUGCUAGAUCCCAGACAUGCUGCCUCAGUGGCUGCAACACGGAUACCGUUUCUCAUCAGAGCUCUUACUGGACUCCGUGUGUAGCCAAUCAGAAUGCAUUGUUGUUUAUUUCUGUGCUGAGCCAGACUUGACCUGGCAGGACUUUUUUUUUUUUUUUUUUGGACAGCAUCUUCAUGUGUUCAUGGGGUUAUUCACUCCUGGGUCCAGCUCAUGAAGGCUCAACACUCAACAAGAUAUUCCAGAUGUCGUAUCUGAAACAUGAUGCUCUUGGAGGAGGGAAGCUUUAAUGGACACAAAAGCCCCUCUCAAAUGGCUUGUCACCAUCUCUGCUGUAGACUGUAGUAAGGUGAGACGAUCUUAUGCCAGAUCAGUAUCCCAGUCCAAUGUCAUUAUUGUCGUGAUCCAGUUAAUACAGUCUCUCCGCAGGGUGUAACUAGACAUCAUGUUAUUCCAGGGAUAGUCAUACACUACAGUCCUGAUAUUGGUGUCUCUGAACUUUUUUUUUUUUUUUAAAUAGAAGACCUAGAGCCUAGAGCCUAGACCAAGAGAUUGCCUGUUUUUUAUGCAUAGUCUAUCUUUCUGAUGCCAGCGUAUCUGGGGGGACAGGUGGAUGAGAAUUUGUUCUCCCAGGAUUAAAAAAAAAAAAUGUAAGAGGGGUCGCCCACAACCAUUACAUGUCACAUGGAAUGAAAAUAGCGCAUUAGCCUGUGCGGAGUCAGGCGAGUGUCAUGUGAUCAGUGUAACACUGACUCAGAGGUGGUGACACUUGUUUUGGGCAUUUGAUGAAGCCCUGUCCUCACAUGCCCCAUCCUAUGCCAUUCACUCAGAAUAUGCA